UAUUCGGCGGUGCACAUCGAUAUGGCUGCGCUGGUAGUGAGAAGCGUUCGGGACGUGCUGAAGCGUGCACACUUCGCGACCAUCCCGCGGAGACAUCGCCAUAAGAAGAAAUGGGUAAGGUCCGGCCGGUGGCCCAGGAGGGAAGAGCGACAGCGGCCUGUUGCCGCCGCCCCUCGGGAAACUUCUCCAACCCCGCCACUUGCCACCCCUCUCGGGCUGCCACAGAGCCCAAGUUUCCUGCCACUCAACUGGCUCUGCAGAAUUUUGACAUGACCUACAGUGUGCAAUUUGGUGAUCUUUGGCCGUCCAUCCGGGUCAGUCUCCUUUCAGAGCAGAAGUAUGGUGCGCUGGUCAAUAACUUUGCUGCCUGGGAUCAUGUGAGAGGUGAGCUGGAGCAACUGAGGGCCAGGGACUUUGUGAAGGACGCCUUCUCCCACGGGGAACUGGAGCCCGAGGGUGGCCAAACUCCAGCUCCAACUCCAGCUUCCGGGGCCUACAGCCCGAACCUUCGAUGCUUCACUUUUGCCAGAGGGGAUGUCAGUCGGUUCCCUCCUGCCAGGCUUGGCAGCCUGGGUGUCAUGGACUACUACCUGAUGGAUGCUGCUUCGUUGCUGCCUGUCCUGGCCCUUGGCCUGCAGCCUGGCGACACUGUGCUUGACUUGUGUGCAGCGCCCGGGGGAAAGACACUAGCGCUGCUUCAGACUGGCUGUUGCCGCAAUCUCGCUGCCAAUGAUCUGUCCACUUCUCGAACAGGCAGACUACAGAGGGUCCUUCACAGCUAUGUGCCUCAAGAUAUCAGGGAUAGAAAUCGAGUUCGAGUCACCUCAUGGGAUGGCAGGAAGUGGGGAGAACUGGAGGGGGACACCUAUGACCGGGUGCUGGUGGAUGUACCCUGUACCACUGACCGCCACUCCCUUCAUGAGGAGGAGAACAACGUCUUUCAGCGGUCGAGGAAGAAGGAGCGGCAGAUGUUGCCUAUGCUUCAGAUGCAGCUGCUCGCGGCUGGACUUCUUGCCACCAAACCAGGAGGGCAUGUUGUCUAUUCCACCUGCUCACUCUCACACUUACAGAACGAGUACGUGGUGCAAGGCACUAUCGAGUUCCUGGCCAAUCAAUACAGCAUCAAGGUUCAGGUGGAAGACCUGAGUCACUUCCGAAAGCUUUUCAUGGACACAUUUUCUUUCUUCCCAUCCUGCCUGGUUGGGGAGCUGGUAAUCCCAAACCUCUUGGCCAAUUUUGGGCCUAUGUACUUUUGCAAAAUGUGUAGACUGACAUAGCAUCACCCUGUUCCCAAAGUCCUGCUGUCGGAGAGUCAAGGGUAUACUCCCAUAGAGGCUCCAGAAACUGAGACCAGUGGCAAAAAUGCACUGUGGGUCUUAUCUCCGUCCCGUUCAAGUCUUUCUAUAGACAGUUUUCAGCGUCAGAAAGUAGAGGAGUUUUUCUGUCCUGCUGUCCAAUUGUGGAGCAUCAGCAGGUUUCUAACUCACUUAUUAUGCCCCCUCCCCCCAUUUCUAAGCCUGUGCUAAAGGUUCCUGUGCUAAAGGUUCCUGCCCCAUUAAGAGCUUAGAGGGAGGAGCCAGUGAGCAGGCCCACACUUUAAGCUGUAAACUCAGGAAGAAGCAUUUAGCCAAUAAAACUGUUGAAGCUCCAUACAGCUGGGGCUGUAGUUGGGUCCUCCUGUCAGUCCAAGUUCUCUUAGUGCCAUUUGUACCAGCUGCUAGUAUUGAGCACCAGCUCCGAGGACCCCAGCGCCCAGGACCCCAACGCCCAGGAACUCAGCCUGGUGGCAGACCUCUGGUUACUGAGCACCUCUCACGCUUGAAGUGAGUUCUAGUGUGAUCAGUCUUCAGCAGCCGAUGGGCUCAAACAAGCCUCCGUAGUUCCUUCAGACAGCCCACGAUCUAAUUUAAGGAACAAGCAACUAACAACAUUAAGCCACUCAGGAUAAUCUGCUUACUUGCACGGAGAAAGCUCUCCCGAGCUGCAUCCUUGCAGCGGUUCCUCCUGCUGUCCGUAGCACUGCUGCGCCGUGUGGCUGGGGACACUGCCGCCGCCACAGGGCUGUGAUCCUCUCCUAUGUGUUUCUGCCGUUGUUCAUUCAUGUAGCAAGUGUUCCUGGAACUCCUGUAUGCCGGUAGCCAGGGAGCUGUUGGAGGUGUGGCGGCAAUUGGGACAGUGGGGGAUGAGACUCCUCAUCCCCCUUCAUGGCAGCUCUCCUCCUUUUACUUUCUGAGCACCUAGGCAUCUCCUGAUCUCUUUUUCUGUUGUAUUAUGCUUUUUGUUUUGUUUUUCUUGUUCCUGGUCUGGCUGAGCUCUGGUUCCAAUUGUUUGGUCCAGCCCCAAAUCCCUCAGAGCUCUUCCCCAGCAGCACAGGGCCUCCCCUCCCUGAAGGUGUGAAGUUUGGGGCAAUAUUACAUCAUUGCAGACUACAUGCUAAUUAUGUUGUCUUUGUAAUUCUAACAUAAAGAAGGUAAUCCCAUAAUGGCAGGGAUAUUAAAAAUUGCUUAUGGUCACUUGCAAAAUAUUGCUUUUUUUAAUUAAAAAAUUUUUUUUUCUGAAAAACCGGUCCUUGUGCAGAAAAGGGAGCAUAAUUUUAGAAUACUCGUGUUCUUGGUUCUUCCCACUUUCUUUAUCCCUCCUCUUCCUGUCACUCAUUUUGUUCUUCAUGCCUUUCCUGCUAAUCCUUGUUUUAGAGGUGUCAGCUGAGAAGGAUUUUGGAUAAGGUUAAGCCUUCUCUUUUCUUCGGAUUUGCAUUAUAACUGAGGGCCCUGGAAGAUUUUUCAGACUCAAAGUUGAGUGAAGCUAGGAAGAUAGAGCUCCAGGGAGUAGGACUUUAAUUAGCCUCCAUGUGGGUAUGUGGCCCCUGCCUACUGUUUACCUCAGUAUUGACUGAGGCUAGGAAGCCUUACGUGCCCGAGUUUCUGCCGUUGGCCUCCUGGGUAUCCAGCCUGGUACUAACUGAAUGCUAAGCCGUGCUAAUUCAAGAUUGGGUCUCCUGCCCCUGGGGUCCCAGUCUGACUGGGGACAGACUGACUCAGGUUGGAAAAGCAAAGAACUACUUUGGAAAAACGUUUGAUUAUCUCCUGUAAUUGAACAUUUACCUAUCCUAUGGCCCAGUUAUUCCAAUACUAGGGAUAAAUCCAGGAGAAACUCAUACACGUACACCAGAAGAUUUGUACAAGAAUGUUUAUAGCAAUCGCCAAAGGAAACACAAAUGCCCACGAGCAGCGGAGUGGACAAAUAAACGAGUAUUCACACAAUGGAGUAUUAUAUGGCUGUCAAAUGAACCACAGUGACACAAAACAAUAUGGAUGAAUCUUUAUAAUAAAAUAUUAAAUGAAAAAAGUUCAGUCCCAAAAGAUUAAAUGUAGCAUGAUGCCCUUAAAAAAAGAAGGAAAACUUAUAAAAAUUUGUUAUUAUUUACAUACAAUAUAAUUGAUCAAUUUUAAAUGUACUGUUUAAUGAAUUUUGAUAAUUAUAUGUAAUAAUAUAAUCACCAUCACCAUCAAAAUAUAGAAAAUAAUUCUAACUUCUUUUUUUUUUUUUUUUAAGAUUUUAUUUAUU
Molecule: messenger RNA, 3564 nt
Organism: Ailuropoda melanoleuca (giant panda)
Lineage: Eukaryota; Metazoa; Chordata; Mammalia; Carnivora; Ursidae
Gene: NSUN4
Product: NOP2/Sun RNA methyltransferase 4
Exons: 6
Coding region: 111-1277 (388 amino acids)
Biological process (GO): rRNA methylation
Cellular component (GO): mitochondrial large ribosomal subunit
Molecular function (GO): RNA methyltransferase activity
Source: RefSeq, a predicted model, not a curated record